Molecule: messenger RNA, 1206 nt
Organism: Colletotrichum chrysophilum
Lineage: Eukaryota; Fungi; Ascomycota; Sordariomycetes; Glomerellales; Glomerellaceae
Exons: 2
Coding region: 1-1206 (401 amino acids)
Source: RefSeq, a predicted model, not a curated record
AUGGCUACCAUCUCCCGCCAACCCUUCGCGCCCCUCGAUGGAGCAAGACUGCAGAACCUGACGAGCAUCAAAAAUAGACAGAAUGCCAUUUCUCCUGCUUCCGGCGCCAAGCGCAAGGCCUCCGACGUAGAAACCGACGACUUCGAAAAUGUCGAUCCAUCCGUGUUUUCUAAGCGAUCCAAGGGCCUCGACAGCUUCUUCCCCUCCAAGGACUCCCUCAAGCCGUCUUCCUUUAUCCUGAAAAAGGCCGCGCCUCUGGCCGAAAGCCCCGCGUUGACCAGCUCGAAGCCGACUCUCCCCCGCCCUCGCAGUCUGCUGCAGCCCAAGUCGCCCGCUGCCAGAAUCAACGCCGGCAUUGUCAAGUCGUCCCCGCUCUCCGCGCCCGCCGGCCGCUCGCCGACCCGUGGCAAGCGCUCUGGCCUCCUCUCCAGCCGCCGCCGGACUGCCGGCCCCUACACCCGUGUAGACCCGCCCAUGUUCAACCUGUCGUCUACGUCUUCUGGUGCUGCUCCUUUCAGUCUUGAUGCCGCCCUCAAGGGCACCAUCCCUAGCUAUGCCGCCCGUUCGUCUGUCGCCUCGUCUUCGCGCAGCGCGCCCAAAGAGCUGCUUGAGCCCGAGAUGAAGUCUUCAUGGUUCUUUGACAUUCACGAGGACACUCCCGAGCAGGAGAUGACCAACAUGCUUCAGCACGGUACCUGCGUCCUCGACAUUAGCUCCGAUGAGGAGAGCGAGCGCAAGCUCAGCCUGGAUCGCGCCGAAGGUCGUGAUAAGGAGAAUGUGCCGCCAUCAGAUGAUGUCAGCCAAACCUCGGCCAGACGCUCCGCCCGCCGCGCAAGCGAGGACGAAAUGAUCUUUGAAAAGGAGAGGACAGCACUGGGCGAGAUGGACGCCAGCGAGUUCUACGCUCUCGGCUGCGACGAGUCAUCGGUCAUUAUCAUCCCAGCUGAUGAGGACGAAGAGGAGGAGCCUGCUGCUUCCGCCCCAGUUCCCGAGGUGCACGACUGCCCGCCUGAAGUCCAGGCCGAGUCGGACGAGCCCGUCGUUGAGUCCAGAGAUGUCGAUGACCUGAUGGGCAAGUCUACUGAGCCAGCAGCCAAUGCAGCUGUUCUUGAGCCUAUAGAAGGCACCGGGGAGAGUUUUGAGCUCUGGGAGAGCGGGAGCGCAAAAGAUGACGCGGAAGUAGUUGCUGCUACUUCGGAGUGCUGA